AUGAAGGUGUCCGGGAAUGAGUCCCUCCCUUGUGACAUAAGUUUGCUCUCGACGAGAGACCCCACCGAGGUGGCAGAGCUGCAGACAACCAAUUUGUGUGGGGAAGGAGACCCAGAUGAAAAAUCCCGUGCCCAUGAUGACAAGAAGUACGAGGUUGCAAGGUUCAUGGAGAAAGUGGGGGAAAACAGAGUCCAGUUCAAACCCGGACAGCAUAGUGAUGAGUGGCGGGCAACUUGGGUGACCCUGGCGAUGGAUUAUUUGUAUCAACACCUUAUUGUCCAGGUUAAAAACGACCGUGACCUAACAUGGUGGACGAGAGUAAAACUCAUCCCCGUCAUCUGUGGAAAGCUCCAACGAUUUCAAAAUCAUUCGCGAAGCCCUCGAGUCCACAUACCAAUGGCUAAAAUAUCCAACAUCAAAGUCAAAGACCUCCUCUUAAACAACCAGUGA
This is a messenger RNA of Striga hermonthica, 450 nucleotides long. NCBI's taxonomy places the organism in Eukaryota, Viridiplantae, Streptophyta, Magnoliopsida, Lamiales, Orobanchaceae. The record is from the annotation of a GenBank genome assembly.